Messenger RNA from Diabrotica virgifera virgifera (western corn rootworm), 2813 nucleotides. RefSeq names its product inter-alpha-trypsin inhibitor heavy chain H4-like. The coding region runs from base 163 to 2529 and encodes 788 amino acids. NCBI's taxonomy places the organism in Eukaryota, Metazoa, Arthropoda, Insecta, Coleoptera, Chrysomelidae. The record is from RefSeq and is a predicted model, not a curated record. The transcript is spliced from 15 exons.
CGAAAGAACUCAUUACGAGUCCCAUUCCAUAAUGAUUUUUCAAUGAUUGAACAUUUAUCACUAAUUUGUUAUCUUUGGGUUAACCCUCAUUAAAUACUACUAAUACUAAAUGUUUAUAGUACUCGGUGACAUCGUUGAUUUUACAGUGGAAAAUUAGACAACAUGAAGACUAUCCUUGUUGGAUGUGUGAUUUUUUUGAGUGUAGGAUUUACGAUAUGUGCCCCCAAUUUAGUGCUCACAACAGACCCUCCAAAGACACAUAACGAAACGAAAGAGGGUACUGAGAAACCACCAGAUCUCAUUAUUUAUGAAUUUGGUGUCAAAUCAAAUAUUUCUAAUCGAUAUUCAACCACAGUAAUAACAAGCAGAGUAAAAAAUCCAGAUGCUAAUUCAAAAGAAGCCGUUUUUUCCGUUGUUUUACCAGAAAAAGCAUAUAUUUCUGAAUUUGUUAUGGAAAUCAAAGGCAAAAAAUACAAGGCAUAUGUCAAAGAAAAGGAAGAGGCAAAGAAUAUUUAUGACAAGGCUGUGCAAAGUGGUCAAAGCGCAGGCUAUGUGGCAGUAAGUGCUAGAGACUCUAACAGAUUUACUGUAUCUGUCAAUGUCGAGGCAGAAACCAAAGCAGUAUUUUAUCUUACUUAUGAAGAACUCUUAGAGAGAAAAAACAAUAAGUACGAGUUGGUGUUAAAUAUUCAUCCUGGACAAAUUGUGAAAGAUUUACAUGUAGAGGUUAUCGUCAAUGAAACUAGGCCUUUGAAAUUCGUAAAAACGCCAUCGCUGCGUUCUGGAAACGAAAUAAGCAAAAACGACGAAACGUUAGAUCCAGGUUCAGUAGUAAAUAUUAUAAACUCAACUAGUGCAAUUGUAACCUUUAAACCUGAUAUCGAACAACAAAAGAAUUUCAUUAAAACUCUUGGCGGUAAAGAAAAUGAAGGUUUAACUGGACAGUUUGUUGUUCAAUACGACGUUGAAAGGGAUCCAUCUGGUGGUGAAGUACUACUUCACGAUGGCUAUUUUGUCCACUUUUUCGCACCAGAAAAUAUAAAACCUCUUACUGAACACAUCGUUUUCAUCUUGGAUACCAGUGGCAGCAUGUAUGGUACAAAAUUAAAACAGUUGAAAGAUGCAAUGGCGAGUAUUUUAAGCCAACUGAAAGAAGAUGAUACUUUCCACAUUAUUGAAUUUAAUACGUAUGUGUAUGUAUGGGAUAUAAAUAAUAAAGAAAAAAUUAAAGUCAACAUUACCGAUGAUGAUAAGCCUUUCGAAGAUGUAGUGAAAGCUGUACUUCCACCUGCAAUUCAAGCUACAAAAGAAAAUAUAGUGAAAGGAAAAGAGGUGAUAGAGAAACUUCAGGACGAAGGCAUAACAAAUAUGCUUUCUAGUUUAAUAACUGGUCUACAUUUAGCAAAAUCUACUUAUAAAAAUGAAUCUGAAAAGACACAUCAUCAGCCCAUUGUCAUCUUUUUGACAGACGGAGAUCCAACAGCUGGCAUCAUUAAUACAGAUGAAAUUACAAAUAUCACAACAGACUACAACUCCGGAGACAUCAAAGUCCCACUGUUUUCGCUCUCCUUUGGUGAUGAAGCAGACAAGUAUUUCCUUAGAAAAUUAUCCCUGAACAAUUUGGGAUUUUCGCGGCAUAUCUACGAAGCUGCUGAUGCCUCACUACAAUUACAAGAAUUCUAUAACGAAAUUUCUUCUCCCUUGUUAGCCAAUGUCCAUUUCAAAUAUGAUUCUGAGGUAAAGGCAGUUUCUAGGAAAGAUUUCCCAAUUUUUUUCAGAGGUUCGGAAUUGGUAACUGUAGGAAAAUAUGAAGGAACAUUCAGUGGUACAGUUGAAGGUUCUGGAAUUAACGGAACCAUCUCAGUGCCAACCAAAGUGGAAACACCAGUGUCUUCUCUUGAACGACUUUGGGCGUAUCUUACAGUGAAACAGAAGCUUGAAGACAGGGAAACUGUCGCAAAUAAAACACAACUUACAAAGGACGCGUUGGAUCUUGCUCUGAAAUACUCCUUUGUCACCGAUGUUAGUUCUUUGGUGGUGGUUAAACCCAACGAUACAAGCUCUGUUAAUACUGUAGAUGCAUCGAAUUCAGGAGGAGACACGUCGAGAGCUUCAGUUGUAGGUUUACGCUUCACCUACGAUGAUAUGGAUUAUGAUGAUGGAGGUUACAUGGGAUCCUUUGAGAGUUUUUCGACUUCAAUACCUCAAGCACUUACCAACGAUAUCAACGAUGAUGAUCCUAUGGAUAUAUUCACAGAUUUGCCUUGGUUGAAUGGAACUUUAACUGCAAAUAAGACACUUACCGUGUCAGGAAGAUCAUACGAAAUUGAGAGUAUUAAAGUAAUACCACCUGUAGAUUGUCCUGUGACACCAUUAAAUAACAAUAAAACUGGAGAUUGUGUAUUACUCAUGGAAUGUCCAGGAGUUUUCGCAUUUUUACCAACAUUUAAAGAUUACCAGAAAUAUUUCUGCUCUUUAGACAACAACAAAUAUGCUGGAGUGUGUUGUCCAAAACUAGUGCUUAGUUAAAAUUUUCUCUUUUAAGGUUUCAAACAAUAAGUGAGAAAAGGAAACAAAUUCAUUUGUGUUAAUUAAUUAAAAAUAACUACGAAACUAGAUUUUGCCCUAUUCAAAGCAGCACCAAAAAUGUAUGUCAAUGGUUUUUGACAAUAAGUUACAAAUAAAUGAUUAGUGUGACACCACGAUUAGUCCUGUCGCCAGGGGGGGUACAACGGCCUCCUGUAUUCAGAUGGACUUACCCAAGAUUUUUUUAUGUAUUUUGACCUGUAGAACACGAAUUUUUUGGGUAACAG